Molecule: messenger RNA, 5367 nt
Organism: Macrosiphum euphorbiae (potato aphid)
Lineage: Eukaryota; Metazoa; Arthropoda; Insecta; Hemiptera; Aphididae
Source: the annotation of a GenBank genome assembly
AUGGCUCUCCGGCGUUCGGCCGGCGGCACGUCGUCACCGUCGUCGUCCGUCACCGACAACGAAAACGCCAUCAGGCUACUGGAAUCGCUGCAGAAUGACUUUAAGUGCUUGUCGAUGGAGACAAAGAAGAAAUAUCCUCAGAUCAAAGAGGCUUCCGAAGAGGCCAUUGUCAAGCUGAGAAACUCGGCGGCUGUUGCGGCCGAUCACUUACAACAACAACAACAGUCACACCAUAACCAUCACCAGAUCUAUUAUGUCGUCAACCAAAUACUAUAUCCUGUUGUGCAGGGUUGCGAGACCAAAGAACCAAAAAUUGUCAAGAUGUGUCUGGGAACCAUACAGAAACUAAUCACACACCGGGCAGUCGACCAAAAAGGUGCCCGUUAUAUAACUGAUACCUUGUGGAUGCUGAUGGAGUCUGGGACUGAGCAUGUAAAAGUAUUGCAGAGUGUCACGCUACUAUUGACCACAGACUGUGUGGUGCGCGGCGAAACUCUAGCUAGGAAUUUGGUGUUAUGUUUCCGACUGCAUUUUACCAAAGAAUCACAAGCUGUCAUCAACACAGCUGGUGCUACUGUGCGUCAGCUUGUGGCUCUAGUAUUUGAACGUGUAAUUCACGAAGAUGAGCAACGUGAACAGCUACUUAAAGUCUCCACAAAUGACGAUAACGGGUGUGACGCACAGCAGCAAAAAAAUGGUGUAGAUUCCUCUGCUCCUUCGCAAGAUCACAAACCACAGCAAAGUAGUAGAACUCAACCAUUGCCACUGCUUCACCACCAUAAUCAGUAUAAUGGUAGCAAUACUACUGGCUAUGAACCCCCUGUAUCAACAUUGGGCCCGUGUGCAGCAGAUGCAUAUCAUAUGUUCCAAGACCUUGUGCGAUUGGUGAACACCGACCGUCCAUAUUGGCUGGUGGGCAUGACAGAAAUGACCAGAACGUUUGGCCUGGAACUAUUGGAAUCUGUGCUUUCUGAUUUUCAGCCUGUGUUCUAUAAACACAUGGAGUUUAGAUACCUAUUGAAAGAGCGUGUCUGUGCAUUAGUCAUCAAGUUAUUUUCGCCUAAUGUCAAGCAUCAUAGUGGCAGUAGUUCUGGCAGGAGAAACACAAUCUCCAACACAGUAACUGGUGCUUCAUCUGUUUCUGGCAAUAAUAGCUCUUCAGUAAUGAUGAUGGGUGUUACUGGUGGCGCUGGUAGUCCUACCUCUAAUCAUCGUGGCGACGAUAGACCGCAUUAUGCAAUCACUGUACGACUGUUGCGUCUCGUCUCUAUACUCGUUCGCAAAUACCAUAAACUACUGAUCACCGAAUGUGAGAUAUUCUUAUCAUUGAUUGUCAAAUUUUUGGAUGCGGACAAACCUGCAUGGCAACGAUCUGUUGCUUUGGAGGUGUUACAUCGCCUGGUGGUUGAACCUGGCCUUUUAGCCGCAUUUUGUGCGUGUUAUGAUCUCAAGUUGCAUAGCACUAAGAUAUUUAGAGACAUAAUUGAUUCAUUAGCUGGAUAUGUGCAAUCAUUAUUUAAUCCUGCUAUGGUGGUAUCAGGUGGUAGCUCUAUGAACAAUGCUGCAAUGAUGGCAGCAACCGCAAACGCAGCACUCCAAGGACAGUCGCCAGCUGUGUUGGCCGGCAUGCCAGUCGGGCCUGGUGUGUCACCACAACCUGGUUUUUUUGGCCGUGGUGGUGUAUGGCUACCAGUAGUGAUCCAGCUACCAACUGGUCAAGCUAAGUCUAUCUACCUGGAAAUGAAUGACAAACAUGAUGAACCACCACAAGUGGCCGAUGGGUAUGGCGUGUCUGUGGCGUAUGCAUGUCUAGUAGACACUGUUCGUGCUAUUCAAAUUGAAGUGCAUCCUGACAUACAUCAAUCUGUUGUGUCUCCGCCUUCGACCACAGCUGUGUCAUCCAGUGUUGGUGAUGAUGGCCGUAGUCAUCACCGACAUACUGAUGGUGUUUCCCAAAAGAAUACCCAAGAAGAAGAUGAUAAUGGUAAUGACGAACAGAGGCAAACAACAGGAGUCAAGAGAUCUCCUUUACAUGAACAGAUAAUUAACAGUAGCUGGUAUGGACUACUAACAACGUUUUGCCCGCUAAUUGAGUCAUGUACCGAUGAAGGAAUCACAGAAAACAUGCUGAAAGCGAUGCAAGCAUAUAUUGGCCUAUGUGGUCUGUUGGAUAUGAGGGGACCACGUGAUGCCUUCAUUACAGCCGUGUGCCGUGCAUGCUUACCACCGCAUUACAACCUAACAGUAUUUAGCGGGACUGUCAAUACUUGUUGUGCUGGUCAACCAUCAAUGUCUUCUUCUUCACCAACUGUGCAAUAUGCCACUUCCGCAACGAUGUAUGAUGACCACCAUCACCAACAAUAUAGUAGUGCUACUGGUGGAGGGUAUGGCCCAGAAUCAGCUGAUUACAAGCAACAACAGCAGGUCAUAGUAGCCGUAGGUACUCCGUUGGCCACACCUUCGUCAGUUUUGCAGACAUCAUCGCCAUCCGGUACCUCACUUCAGAACCAUGGGCCUGUUAUGCUAACCGCUAAGAAUCUGCAGUGCAUGCGGGCUCUCUUAGUACUAGCCCAUUGCCAUGGUUCCAUCCUGGGUUCAUCGUGGCAUCUGGUGUUAACCACUCUGCAGCAUCUUGUCUGGAUAUUGGGUUUGAAACCAUCAACAGGUGGUAGCCUCAAAGCAGGAAAUAGUGCUGCUACAUCAGUGCCUAAUAGACACUCAGGUGUCACCACUUCUGCCACUGCUACGGAUGUAACGGGUGUUGGCUCAUUGUCUUCGUCCACUUCCUCAGUGUCAACCACUUUGUCAUCAUCAAAUGUUGCUGUCAUAACUACGGCUGUCAUGGCUGCUGACCUCCCUGUACUUUCAACGAUGCUCAGUCGGCUUUUUGAGUCCAGUCGGUAUCUGGAUGAUGUUGCUCUUCAUCAUUUAAUUGAUGCACUGUGCAAGCUGUCACAUGAAGCCAUGGAAUUGGCCUAUUGCAAUCGGGAACCAUCACUGUUCGCUGUUGCUAAACUUUUGGAAACUGGAUUAGUUAAUCUUUCACGUAUAGACAUACUAUGGAGACCUGUGACCAAUCACUUGUUGGAUGUGUGCCAGCAUCCACAUAUUAGAAUGCGUGAAUGGGGUGUCGAAGCUAUAACAUACCUGGUGAAAGCAGCUUUGCAGUACAAGUAUCAGCCUCCACUAAAAGAUAAUCAAAAACUACAGACAUUGUUGCUGAGUCCAUUAUCACAAUUGUCAUUAAAUAUGAAUGGCGAUGUCAGACAACGACAAUUGGAAUGUGUACUGCAAGUACUUCAUGGAUCAGGGCAGACAUUGUCACAUGGUUGGCCAUUAGUGUUGAACAUAGUUGGCGCUGUAUCAGACCGUCAUGGAGAGAACCUGAUAAGGAUAGCAUUCCAGUGCUUGGAACUGGUACUCACAGAUUUUUUGCCACUGAUGCCAUGCAAAUGCUUACCUUUGUGUCUAGAAACCACAGCAAAAUUCGGAAUGCAAACACGUGAUUUGAACAUAUCGUUGACAGCAUUAGGAUUAAUGUGGAACGUUGCUGAUUAUUUCAAAGAUAAUAAAGACAAAUUGCUGUGUAACAACAGUGGAGGUGAUAGCAGUAAACAACGAGGAGCCAGUGGUGAAGCAGUGACUGAUAGUGGUAAUACAAUAGAUUCAACAAUUUCAGGAAACACUGACCCACAAGAACUGGUGUAUCCCGAUUUUCCUGGUGUAACUACGCUAGCCGAAAUGUCAGAGUUUGACAAGUUGUGGAUGUGCUUGUUCACCAAGCUUGGUGAACUGUGUAUUGAUCCCAGACCCGCUGUUAGGAAGUCGGCUGGACAAACGUUGUUAUCAACAAUUUCAGCCCAUGCAAAUUUGUUGACGCCGUCGUCUUGGAAUGCUGUCCUGUGGCAGGUACUGUUUCCGUUAAUGAACAAAGUACAGGUGCUCUGCGAGUCGGCCAGUGAUUCUACGUGCAACACAGUUGCAUCUUCCGAUGGUACAGGUGGCACUGGUGGAGGUGGAAGUGGUGGAAGUGGAUCGGCCGGUGGUGGUACGAUCCUGAUACACCAUUCGCGUAACACUGACCAGAAACAAUGGGCAGAAACACAGGUGUCUACACUGUAUGGUCUAGCCAGGGUGUUUAACGCAGAGAAAUACUCAAUGACAGUGGGUGGAGAUUUUGUCAAGGCGUGGACGUUGCUGUUGGAAUACAUGGAAAAAGCUGCUUUAAAUAGAAAUGUGGAGGUAUCAUUGGCAGGAUUACGUUCGUUGCAUGAACUCUUAAUGGUCUAUAGUAACUCCAAUAACGUUGGCGAGGGUACAAAUAUGACGCAAAAUGACAAAAAUCCAGCGGCAAUGGACCAACUGUCGCGAGAAGAGGAUUGGCAAAGUAAAAACGGUGUUAGUGGAUCGACCGCUUCUGCAGCAGCACCGCCGUCUCCGUUGGUGGAAAAUGAGAUUUGGACGUGUACAUGGACUGUGUGGAUGCGAAUUGCAACAGCAGCCACUGAAACUACAGUGGUCGAAAGCCCCAUUAACCCACCGCCGACCUCAACUACCAGCAGCGGCUCAUCAACGGUUGGGGCGGAGGACCGUCGUCGUCGCGAAUAUCCACUACAACAACAUCAUCAGUCUCUGCAACACAAACAGAAAUUUUUAACAGCCCUGUUGCAAAUAUUUCCAUUAAUAUUCACUCGCAUCAAAGCCAGGUUCACUGACAAAGAUCUAAACGAUCUUUUCCGAGUAUUGGAUGCGGCAGCCGCUGUUGACGGGUCAGCUGCUGUGGUCCUAUCUGAUCACCACCAUCAAUACUAUCACCAUCAACAGCAACAACAGAACUACUAUGGUGGUAGCUACGGUCAACAACAAUUGACCCGAUUGCAGGACGAGAUUUUACAAUGUCUGGAAACGUUGGAACGUGAGACAUUGAUUUUUGACGACGAUGAAUUUGGUGGUGCCUCGACAUCUAAUGCUACUGAUAACGCGACGCCAAGUAGUGACAGUGGUUACAUCGACAAGAAAAACUCUAUGAUGUCGAUGGAGCAGCAGCAACAUCGACAAGAGUUGGUCCAGAGAUUUCUCUGUCCUCUGUUCGAUCAACUAUUGAAGUUUUGUCGCUUCGUGUGUCCUCCGCUACCACCUGCUGCAGCCAACAGCGGUGGCGAUCGACAGCAAAUGGCAAACGGUGCAGCCGCGGUCGACCACUUCCACCACCACAAUAAGUUCGCAGCGGCGGUGGCUGUUGAUUCGAAUUACGUAGCGUUUGGUGAGAAAGCAGUGCUCAUGAUUGUUGAUUUGUAUGGGAUGACAGCAGCCGAAACGUGCGUUGUCAAAGGCGAGAUUCUGAGACGAAUCAUUGAGGUAAAUUAA